UGGGGUUUUUGGACGUUGAUGGAGGAAGGGAAAUCAUCUGUCCCGCUUGUCUGGACCUGUUUCUCGUCGUCGUCGUCGUCGUCGUCGUCGUCGGACGCGUCUUCUCUGUUAGGUCUUUUCCUAUUUUAAACAGCAUACCAAAUUCCUCCCACUCUGUCUCAAUUCCAUUAUACCCUUUCUCCAUUUCCCUGUAAAUUCCCCCAAUUCAAUAAUCUGUCACCCAACUCCAUUUCACACUCUCGAUUCCCCCACAUCGUCUCCUUCCCCAUUAACCCCAGGGUUUUAAUUUCAUCUCUUAACUCCUCGAUCGCUAGGGUUUCGAUUGAAAUCAUCCCUCCUCUGGGCGAUUCUACCUUGUUCUUCUAUUACUUGUGCUUGAUUUCGCUAAUUAGUUCAUCUGGGGCGUUUGAAUUUCGUCCCAGUACUUAUCGCGAGCCUCUGGGAUUGCUGAAUUUGAAAAGGGGAUGCCCUUGGGGUUUUUGGCUUGACAGUCUUCUUUUUAACAGCUUAUUUGAUUAAGGAGGUUUGGGAUUCAAGCCUGCACUGGUUGCCCAUAUAAGACGAUGUUAGGUCUGAAUUGCAACCCCUUCCCUACUACCAGCUGUUUCUUUCAUCGGGCCGAAUGGCAUCCGUUGGAAUAGCAUACCGGACACGGGCUUGCUGGCCCUUCUUCGCUUUUUAAAUCAGGAUAGGGUUGUUUUGUUGCUGAUAAUUUCAAUAACUACUUCAAAUUUGAGGUUUUCAGGAUCUCAUGUACAAAAAAGGUUUCUCUAUAGCCAAAAUGAUGGGCUGUUGUGGUUGCUUCGGGUUUACAAAAAAACCCAAAAGAUUGCUGAGACCUGCUUCUGGCUUCAACCGCCUUUCUGAGGAUUUUUUGUUGGGUGAAGAUAUGGAAGAUGAAGAAAGCUGCUCGUCUCAAGAUGAUAUGGCCAGUACUACACAUGAAGAAGAAACUGACACGCAUUGCCGUGUCAAAAAUUCAGAAGAGAUUUUGCGGCAUAGAACGCAGAACGGUUUGAUUUGCCGGCACUUUCCUGUCAAGGAGACAAACACAGUUAUUCGUUCAGAGGAUGAAAAUGGAAACAAGACGGUCAAUGAAUAUGUUCGUGAGUGUAAGAUUGGUUCUGGUAGUUAUGGGAAAGUGGUUCUAUAUCGAAGUCGUGUUGAUGGAAAAUACUAUGCAAUUAAGGCAUUUCACAAGUCUCAUUUGUCGAAGCUGCGAGUUGCUCCUUCAGAGACAGCUAUGACUGAUGUUCUUCGGGAGGUUUUAAUCAUGAAAAUGUUGAAACAUCCAAACAUAGUAAAUCUGUUUGAAGUGAUAGAUGAUCCAGAUGACGAUCGCUUUUAUAUGGUUCUUGAAUAUGUGGAAGGCAAAUGGGCUUGUGAGGGUUCUGAUCCACCAUGUGGUCUAGACGAAAAUACUGCUCGGAAAUACUUACGUGAUAUCGUCUCAGGGCUGAUGUAUCUUCAUGCUCAUAAUAUAGUGCAUGGUGACAUCAAACCUGAUAAUUUGUUGAUAACUCGCGACGGUACAGUGAAGAUAGGGGACUUCAGUGUUAGCCAGGUUUUUGAGGACGAAAAUGACGAGCUUCGCCGUUCUCCUGGGACUCCUGUUUUUACAGCACCGGAAUGCUGUUUAGGUAUUACUUAUCAUGGAAAAGUAGCCGACACAUGGGCAGUCGGGGUGACUCUGUACUGUAUGAUACUCGGUCGAUAUCCAUUUCUUGGGGAGACACUGCAAGACACCUAUGAUAAAAUUGUCAAUAAUCCAUUACUGCUGCCGGAUGAUAUGAAUCCCCAGUUGAGGGAUCUACUGGAAGGAAUUCUAUGUAAAGACCCGAGCCAGAGAAUGACACUCGACGCCAUUGCAAAGCAUAGCUGGGUGAUCGGAGACGAAGGUCCAAUCCCACAAUAUCUAUGCUGGUGCAAGCGCAAGUCCAAACAAUCAAACUUAGAACCAGAAGAAAACGGGAGUAAAUACGAGGAUUUUGACGUGGGUUCACGUAAUUCGUCCAUUUAGAGUGUGGAUUUGUUGUGUAAAUUGAAAUGUAGAUGGAUUAGGUGUUCUAUGUGCCUCCCUAUAUAGCUCUUGACCAUAAUUUUAUUAUAGUCUUCUUCAUGGGUGUUGUGCAAUUUGAUGGGCAAGGGGAAACCAUGGGGUUGGUUUUUAAGACUUUUCACAAGAGAGAAAUAAGUACAAUUUGUUGUAGUGAAGAAGGUGACCCUUUUGUGUACUUACAUAUUUCUUUUAGAUUCUUUUACCUUUUUGCAUUAAAACCCUACAAAUUAAUGUA
Molecule: messenger RNA, 2294 nt
Organism: Cucurbita maxima (winter squash)
Lineage: Eukaryota; Viridiplantae; Streptophyta; Magnoliopsida; Cucurbitales; Cucurbitaceae
Product: serine/threonine-protein kinase GRIK2-like
Exons: 13
Coding region: 752-2020 (422 amino acids)
Biological process (GO): protein phosphorylation; intracellular signal transduction
Cellular component (GO): cytoplasm
Molecular function (GO): protein serine/threonine kinase activity; ATP binding
Source: RefSeq, a predicted model, not a curated record